Messenger RNA from Lutra lutra (Eurasian river otter), 2053 nucleotides. RefSeq names its product dolichyl-phosphate N-acetylglucosaminephosphotransferase 1 (gene DPAGT1). The transcript has 8 exons. The record is from RefSeq and is a predicted model, not a curated record. The coding region runs from base 269 to 1573 and encodes 434 amino acids. Gene Ontology annotation, cellular component: membrane. Gene Ontology annotation, biological process: dolichol-linked oligosaccharide biosynthetic process; protein N-linked glycosylation. Gene Ontology annotation, molecular function: UDP-N-acetylglucosamine-dolichyl-phosphate N-acetylglucosaminephosphotransferase activity. Lineage: Eukaryota; Metazoa; Chordata; Mammalia; Carnivora; Mustelidae.
UUCCAGGACGCUGGUUGCUCUGCGAACAAGAUCCGGGAGGAAACAGUGGGUAUGCAAGUGCAGUGGGGGCACAGCCGAGGUUGCGCUGUAGAGGCUCGCGGGAGUCCUGAGCGCGCCUCAAGUCAGAGUUGUUAGAUUUCGUUCAGGCUGCUGUGGGAAAACCCAGCCUGUGGGGAGCGGCCACUCCUCUCUGCCGGAGGCCCAAGGCUUCCGCCCGGCUUGUCCGUUAGCUGAGGAGGUGGCGGAGCGGGGCCCCUGCCUGGUCGUCAUGUGGGCCUUCCCGGAGUUGCCAAUGCCGCUACUGGUGAAUUUGAUCGGUUCGCUGUUGGGAUUUGUAGCCACAGUCACCCUCAUCCCCGCCUUCCGUGGCCACUUCAUCGCCGCGCACCUCUGUGGCCAGGACCUCAACAAAACCGGCCGGCAGCAAAUCCCAGAGUCCCAGGGAGUGAUCAGCGGUGCUGUUUUCCUUAUCAUCCUCUUCUGCUUCAUCCCUUUCCCUUUCCUGAACUGCUUUAUGGAGGAGCGGUGUAAAGCCUUCCCGCACCAUGAAUUUGUGGCCCUGAUAGGUGCGCUCCUUGCCAUCUGCUGCAUGAUUUUCCUGGGCUUUGCGGAUGAUGUACUGAAUCUGCGCUGGCGUCAUAAGCUGCUGCUGCCUACAGCUGCCUCACUACCUCUUCUCAUGGUCUAUUUCACCAACUUUGGCAACACGACCAUUGUGGUGCCCAAGCCUUUCCGGCCCAUUCUUGGCCUGCACCUGGACUUGGGGAUCCUGUACUAUGUCUAUAUGGGGCUGCUGGCAGUGUUCUGUACCAAUGCCAUCAAUAUCCUAGCAGGAAUUAAUGGCCUAGAGGCUGGCCAGUCACUAAUCAUUGCUGCUUCCAUCAUCAUCUUCAAUCUGGUGGAGCUGGAAGGUGAUUGUCGAGAUGAUCAUGUCUUUUCCCUCUACUUCAUGAUACCCUUUUUUUUCACCACCUUGGGAUUGCUCUACCAUAACUGGUACCCAUCACGGGUGUUUGUGGGAGAUACCUUCUGUUACUUUGCUGGCAUGACCUUUGCCGUGGUGGGCAUCUUGGGACACUUCAGCAAGACCAUGCUACUCUUCUUCAUGCCCCAGGUGUUCAACUUCCUCUACUCACUGCCUCAGCUCCUGCAUAUCAUACCCUGCCCUCGCCACCGUAUUCCCAGACUCAAUACCAAGACAGGCAAACUGGAGAUGAGCUAUUCCAAGUUCAAGACCAAGAACCUCUCUUUCUUGGGCACCUUUAUUUUAAAGGUAGCAGAGGGCCUCCAGCUUGUGACGGUGCGCCAGAGCGAGCAUGAGGAUGGUGGCUUCACGGAGUGUAACAACAUGACCCUCAUCAACUUGCUCCUUAAGGUCAUCGGGCCCAUGCAUGAGAGAAACCUGACCUUGCUACUGCUGCUGCUACAGGUGUGGUCAGGGAAGGGCUUUAUAGCUCCUUGUUUCCCUUUCUCCAUGGUUCUGACUCUAGCGUGUUUCUCCUCACAGAUCCUUGGCAGUGCCGUCACCUUCUCCAUUCGGUACCAGCUUGUCCGGCUCUUCUACGAUGUCUGAGUCCCCCGAUGCUUGCCCUGUACUGCACAGUCUGCAGGGUUCCUGACUCAGGCCAACCUCUUUCCUAACCAGGAAUGCCUCCUGGCCCAGGCCUCUACCCACCACCUCUUCUUCUCCCCCAGAUUUUAUACUUAGUGAUUCCGUUUCGCUGUGAUUAUGGACGUCUUGGGCAUAUCUUGCCCUCUACUGACUGUUGGACUUUCCCUGUGGCUUCCUUCAGCUGCCACUCUCCCUCUCCGUCCCGUCUUUACAGCCUGAGCUGGGAUACUGCCACUUUUAUGCAGUUAUCCAUGACUCGGACUCUCAAGGAAUAUGUUGGGCCUGGGGAUAGAACCCUGGCCAGGGGAUAGGGACACAGGCUUUAAAAUUACUUGAUAUUUGACUAUAAAUUAAGUAUUCUGAUUAGUAAGGGCAGACUACGGGGGUGGGGGGGAGCCAGGUGCUCCCAGUGGUGAUAAUAAAGUGUUGUCUUUUUCUUCU